GGCUCAGCUAUCGAUGAUUAUGUUCCGAUCAUCAAACAGUCUUUUACAAUAUACGACAUAGAAAACAUGUGAGUUUUUUUUUGCUAAUAUAUUUAUGUAAUUUUUAUUAAUAACAACGUAAGUCAACGCCGCCAGAACGUAAAAAUCAUCCGCACGAACAACAGGACUUUGUUGGUUAGAAAUAUCAACACUCGUCUUUAAAAAAUGGAUGUGAUUUUUUGCCGGGGCAUGAGAUUUGCAUCUACUUUAGGAUUUACUCCUAUACUAGCGACAAAAAAUUUCUUAGAAACAACGCGUUUUAUACGGUAUACCAAUUCAGGACGUUGGAGAUUUAAACUUUUCGAAAAGCAUCUACAUUAUAGAAAUUUGUCAUGCAAUUAUGUCCCGUUUUUCAAUCAUAUUAAAGCGUACGAAAUACCAUAUAAGCAUAAAUUUACUAAGAAUAUUCUGGUGGCGCGAUAUUAUAACUUGAACGCUAGUAAAAGGAAUAUCCCGAAGAUAGAACCGGCAAAAAAAGUAACAGUAUUUGCGAAAAUGAAGCAAAUGACGAAGGACUAUUGGCAUGUUUUAAUACCAGUUCAUAUAAUUACUUCUAUAGGUUGGAUGGUCUCGUUCUAUUUUAUAAUUAAAAAUGGUGUGGAUAUUACAUACGUUAUGGAACUUAUGCAUUUUAGUAAGAAAUAUGUAGAAGUGGUAAAAAACUCAGAUGUUGGAAAUUGGGCAUUAGCAUAUCUUCUUUAUAAAAUAUUCACACCUCUUAGAUAUACCAUCACUAUAGGAUGUACAACAAUGGCAAUUAGACAACUUAGCAAAUCGGGAAUUGUAAAACCUCUGUCAUUUGGUAAACAAUCACAUAUGACAGCAGAAUCAAGUAAAACAACAAAAGCAGGAUUCAAAACGAUAGAACGAAGUACGGAACCUCCGAAAACAUAGCGAAUAGAUAAGACGAAGCUGUUUGAUCAAUGGAUAAAAAUUUAUAAUCUGAAAACCUGGAUGAUCGGGUGGAUGUAUAUUAAUUCUUGUAAAUGUGUAAACGUUAUGAUGUUACGAUAAAAGAAAAAUCUUGUAUGUAAUAUUAUACAAAAGAUAAUGUAUAACUCCUUUACCUUUAAAUCUUAAAAAUCAACUAAGGCUGGUCAGAUAUAUCUUUCUUUAUUGAACGGAUGUUUUUUUACCUUACAUACCGUGCAUACAUUUAAAUAACAUUGUACUUUUCACCUACAAUACACGCAACUUAUCAUCAGCCUAUGUUAUCUACACGCAGAAAUAUUUAUUAAUCAGAUAUAGAGAAGCUUUUUUUUGGCAGCACAUUUUGUGCGUUGUAGUAUCUUAAAAUUAUUCACCUUUAAUACAUCGAAUAUUCCUAGAUUCAAAUAUUAAGAUUUAUAUAAAUUUCCAACAAUAACAUUAUGAUUGUAUCAUUAAAAUUCCUGAGUAAUAAUCAUAAACGUCAAAGAGUAUUGCAUGAAAUUUUUGAUACUAAUAAUUGAUAUAUGAUGUAUUGUCGUAAUAAAUACUGUUAGCAAACGCGAUACAUCGAAUAUGGUAAUAAUACGGCAUAUUUAUUAUAGACCAUCAUACGAAUCCAAAUUCUUAAUCGUAAAAAAGGAAAAAAACGACCUGACAAUAAAAUUGUGCACAUAUAUACACGAGCUAAAAUAAGGAAUCAUUGCUUAACGACGAUAUAAUUAUUAUGCUAAUAUAUCACAGUUGCCUGCGCAACUCGUUCAUCCUAACGAGAUUACUGCAUUGUCGCAGUACCUUAGACAAAAUAAAUAAGAGCACAUAUAUUAAAUAUACCGUUAACUUAUAUUAAUAGCUGUCAAUAGAAAAUUAUUUCUUGUAGAUCGCAAGGAUAUACACGUAUAUUGUUAAAAAAGAUCAAACAUCGACCUGAUUAUAAAAUCUAAAUGAUCCCAAGAGGCAGUGUAUGUAUGAAGGCGUUUUAAGCUUAUAGAUAUCAUCUGCAGUCAAUAUACAUGCAUUGUUCUUGUACAUACUAUAUUAAUUAUUGUAUCUACAUAUAUAUUCAACAAGACUCUUUCUAUUGUUUUCAGAUAUAUAUUCUCAAAUAUAUAUUCUCGAUAUAGAUUGCAGCAUCUGCAGACAAUGUCUGUAAGUAUCUACUCGCCUUAAAUAUUUCAAUUCUGUAUCCAGUCUUGCUAGGUUAUGUCAAUAUCUCAAGUUAUAGAGGAACAAUAAAGCUAUAUUAUUUUCGUAGAUAUAGAUUAAUCAUAUUGCAUAAAUAUCAA
Apis laboriosa (Himalayan honeybee) is the source of this 2252-nucleotide messenger RNA. Its product is annotated as protein FAM210A. The record is from RefSeq and is a predicted model, not a curated record. NCBI's taxonomy places the organism in Eukaryota, Metazoa, Arthropoda, Insecta, Hymenoptera, Apidae. The transcript has 6 exons. Gene Ontology annotation, cellular component: mitochondrion. Bases 205 to 933 code for a protein of 242 amino acids.